AUGUCAUGGACGCCUGUUGCACUCCCAGCUCCUGCUCCGAACCAAGCGUACUUGGAUGUCUCAGCUCUCGACGGUGGACGUCUCGCUUGCCCCGCUUGGAUGAUCCUCAGCGGCGUCCCCAUGACCUCGAGCGAGCGUCUCGAGGUGCCGUCCCUCGGUUUCCUCCUGUCCCAUUCUGCAUCUGGGAAGAAGGUCGUGUACGCCCUCGGCAUGCCCAGACUCGAGGACCUCUCCACACUGCCAGGGUUCGAGACCUUCGCCCACAUAUAUCUCGGAGACGAGGGCAAAGUAAGCCCGCUUCGGCUGUUCACCUUCGAAAGUGAUGGGUGUGUCCAUGAUUCGCUCAAGAAGGGAGGAGUGCAGCCAGAGGAGGUGGACGUGGUCGUCAUCAGUCACCUGCACUGGGAUCACGUUGGAGACGCCCGCCCGUUCACCGAGGCUGAGUUCAUUCUUGGUUCGGGAGCCAAGGGUAUCACGAAUGGAGAGGACCCACAGACACAGAGUCCCGUUGUUAUUCAUGUCUCUGCGCCUGCCAAGCGGACGCGCUUCAUUGAGAAUUGGGAAACCUCCAUCGGCGGCUUAAAGGCGCACGACUUCUUCGGGGACGGGAGCGUGCACGUCCUCGAUACCACAGGUCAUCUUGGGGGCCAUAUCGCGUUCCUAGCUCGCACAUCUCUUGACGGAUCCUGGAUCCUUCUCGUAGGCGACACCGUGCACCACAUGAGCAUCCUGCACGGCGAGUGCGACUUCGCGUGCCAUGAUAAUGGCCACGGGGGCGUAUUAUGCAUGCACAGAGACCCUGAGAUGGCUCGUGACACUAUCAGGAAGCUCAAGGCAUUAGUGGAUAUGCCAAGGGCCCAACUGCAGAUCGCGAACGUCAACGCUGAUGAGGGAUUUUACCUCCCUGUAAAAUUUGCUCCCGUUACGUAG
Messenger RNA from Coniophora puteana RWD-64-598 SS2, 930 nucleotides. RefSeq lists its product as uncharacterized. The coding region runs from base 1 to 930 and encodes 309 amino acids. The transcript has 3 exons. NCBI's taxonomy places the organism in Eukaryota, Fungi, Basidiomycota, Agaricomycetes, Boletales, Coniophoraceae. The record is from RefSeq and is a predicted model, not a curated record.